AUUUGAAACACUGUCCCUGCGAGUUCUUUAAGUUCCCUGCAAUCUGUACACGAGAAAGAGGGAGAGAGAGGGAGAGGCACAGAGAGAUCCAGGGACCAGGUAAAGCCCUGGGGCUGCAGCCAUUCAGACUGAGGAGCUGGAAAAUUGCCAAGGAUGCAGAAGGAAAUGAAGAUGAUCAAAGAUGAGGAUGUGCGUUUCAGUUUGGGUGUGAAGAGGGCCCCUUCCUUUCCCCACUGUCUGCAGCCAGUGGUUUCCCGAGGGAAAGCUCCCCAAAGACACCCCUUCCCAGAAGCUCUCCGGGGGCCUUUCUCCCAGUUCCGGUAUGAACCUCCUCCCGGAGACCUCGAUGGAUUCCCGGGAGUCUUUGAAGGAGGAGGGUCUCGGAAACGUAAGAGCGUGCCCACCAAAAUGCCCUAUAACCACCCAUCUGAAGAAGCCGUUCUUGCUCUCCAUUCUGAGGAAAGCAAAAUCCAUGGCCCCCCGAACUUCCCGCUACUGUUCCCGCAGCCCCCGCGGCCCAAAUAUGACUCGCAGAUGAUUGACCUGUGCAACGUGGGCUUCCAGUUCUACCGCACCCUGGAGCACAUGGGGGGCAAGCCCGUCAAGCAGGAGCCCGUGAAGCCCAGUGCCGUGUGGCCCCAGCCGAACCCCGCUCCGUUCCUGCCCGCGCCCUACACCUACUACCCCAAGGUCCCCCCGGGCCUCAUGUUCCCCUUCUUCAUGCCCUCAGCCUCCCCCUUCCCCUUCAGCCGGCACACCUUCCUGCCCAAGCAGCCGCUGGGCCCGCCGCUGCCCCGCAAGGCCGAGCCCCAGGAGAGCGAGGAGGCCAAGCAGAAGGUGGAGAGGGUGGACGUGAACGUGCAGAUCGACGACACCUACUACGUGGAUGUGGGCGGGGCGCAGAAGCGCUGGCAGUGCCCCAACUGCGAGAAGUCCUACACCUCCAAGUACAACCUGGUGACUCACAUCCUGGGCCACAGCGGGAUCAAGCCGCACGCGUGCACCCGCUGUGGGAAGCUCUUCAAGCAGCUCAGCCACCUGCACACCCACAUGCUCACACACCAGGGCACGCGGCCCCACAAGUGCCAGGUGUGCCACAAGGCCUUCACCCAGACCAGCCACCUGAAGCGCCACAUGAUGCAGCACAGCGAAGUGAAGCCGCACAACUGCCGCGUGUGCGGCCGGGGCUUCGCCUACCCCAGCGAGCUCAAGGCGCACGAGGCCAAGCACGCCAGCGGGCGGGAGAACAUCUGCGUGGAGUGCGGCCUCGACUUCCCCACGCUGGCGCAGCUGAAGCGGCACCUCACCACGCACCGCGGGCCCAUUCAGUACAACUGCUCCGAGUGCGACAAGACCUUCCAGUACCCGAGCCAGCUGCAGAACCACAUGAUGAAGCACAAGGACAUCCGGCCGUACAUCUGCUCCGAGUGCGGCAUGGAGUUCGUGCAGCCGCACCACCUCAAGCAGCACUCGCUCACCCACAAGGGCGUGAAGGAGCACAAGUGUGGGAUUUGCGGGCGGGAGUUCACUCUGUUGGCCAACAUGAAGAGACACGUGCUGAUCCACACCAACAUCCGCGCCUACCAGUGUCACCUCUGCUACAAGAGUUUUGUGCAGAAACAGACCCUCAAGGCACACAUGAUCGUCCACUCUGACGUGAAGCCUUUCAAAUGCAAGCUGUGCGGGAAGGAAUUCAACCGGAUGCACAACCUAAUGGGCCACAUGCACCUGCACUCUGACAGCAAGCCCUUCAAGUGCCUCUACUGCCCCAGCAAGUUCACCCUGAAGGGGAACCUGACGCGCCACAUGAAAGUCAAGCACGGCGUCAUGGAGCGGGGCCUCCACUCUCAAGGUUUUGGAAGGGGGAGAAUCGCCCUUGCGCAGACGGCAGGGGUCCUGAGGAGUCUGGAGCAGGAGGAGCCCUUCGACCUGUCCCAGAAGCGCCGGGCCUUCCAGUCCGAUGGGGAGAGCGCCAGGGGCAGCUCCUGCCACGAGGAGGAGGAGGACGACAACUGCUGCGAAGAAGAGCGGGACAGCCCGGGGCUGGCCCCCCGGAAGCGGCAGCUCUGCGCGCCCCAGGAUCUCUCCGCCAAGCCCGAGCCGGCCCCCACGGCACUCCAGGAAGCCUGCAAGGAGGAGGAGGCAGAGGAAGAGGAGGAGGAGGACGACGAGGACAUGCAGAAAGAAGAAGGCCAGGAGCAGAGCAAGGGCAGCCGCGGGGCAGAGGGCGGUCGGGAGAGAGCGCGCGCUGGCAGGGCACUGCCCAGCGCCCGGCGGGGUGCCUCCUUUUCUGAUUACUUGUACUUCAAGCACAGAGAUGAGAGUUUAAAAGAAUUACUGGAGAGGAAAAUGGAAAAACAAGCAGUGCUUUUAGGUAUCUAAAUGGACAGUUUUAGAAUUACAUUUGGAAAAUGAGAAGUAGGCAGUUCAAAUAUAGCUUUCUGCAUGAGCUGCAGUUCGGGGAGAC
Molecule: messenger RNA, 2467 nt
Organism: Molossus molossus (Pallas's mastiff bat)
Lineage: Eukaryota; Metazoa; Chordata; Mammalia; Chiroptera; Molossidae
Gene: ZNF366
Product: zinc finger protein 366
Exons: 5
Coding region: 154-2382 (742 amino acids)
Biological process (GO): regulation of DNA-templated transcription
Molecular function (GO): RNA polymerase II cis-regulatory region sequence-specific DNA binding; DNA-binding transcription factor activity, RNA polymerase II-specific
Source: RefSeq, a predicted model, not a curated record